Chrysochloris asiatica (Cape golden mole) is the source of this 1415-nucleotide messenger RNA. RefSeq names its product protein phosphatase 2, regulatory subunit B, gamma (gene PPP2R2C). The transcript is spliced from 9 exons. The record is from RefSeq and is a predicted model, not a curated record. Lineage: Eukaryota; Metazoa; Chordata; Mammalia; Afrosoricida; Chrysochloridae. Gene Ontology annotation, biological process: peptidyl-serine dephosphorylation. Gene Ontology annotation, cellular component: cytosol; protein phosphatase type 2A complex. The coding region runs from base 70 to 1413 and encodes 447 amino acids. Gene Ontology annotation, molecular function: protein phosphatase regulator activity; protein binding.
GCGCCACCCUCGUGGAUUGCAUCGGAGCGCAGUGGCGGGGCAUGCCCAGGGCACCGGGCACGGCCUUCAAUGGGCGAGGACACGGACGCGCGGAAUAUUAACCACGGCUUCCUGCGGGACCACAGCUAUGUGACCGAAGCUGACAUCAUUUCCACGGUCGAGUUCAACCACACGGGGGAGCUGCUGGCCACGGGCGACAAGGGUGGCCGUGUGGUCAUCUUCCAGCGAGAGCCUGAGAGUAAACACGCGCCCCACAGCCAGGGCGAGUAUGAUGUUUACAGCACUUUCCAGAGCCACGAGCCCGAGUUUGACUACCUCAAGAGUCUGGAGAUAGAGGAGAAAAUCAACAAGAUCAAAUGGCUCCCGCAGCAGAACGCCGCCCACUCCCUCCUCUCCACCAAUGAUAAAACUAUCAAAUUAUGGAAGAUUACCGAGCGAGAUAAAAGACCCGAAGGAUACAACCUAAAAGAUGAAGAAGGGAGACUCAAGGACCUAUGCACAGUGACGUCUCUACAGGUGCCAGUGUUGAAGCCCAUGGACCUGAUGGUGGAGGUCAGCCCUCGGAGGGUCUUUGCCAAUGGUCACACCUACCACAUCAACUCCAUCUCCGUCAACAGCGACUGUGAGACCUACAUGUCGGCAGACGACCUGCGUAUCAACCUGUGGCACCUGGCCAUCACCGACCGCAGCUUCAACAUCGUGGACAUCAAGCCGGCCAACAUGGAAGACUUGACGGAGGUGAUCACGGCGUCAGAGUUCCACCCGCAUCACUGCAACCUCUUCGUCUACAGCAGCAGCAAGGGUUCCUUGAGGCUCUGCGACAUGCGGGCCGCAGCCCUGUGUGACCAGCACGCCAAGCUGUUUGAGGAGCCUGAGGACCCCAGUAACCGCUCCUUCUUCUCAGAGAUCAUCUCCUCAGUGUCGGAUGUCAAGUUCAGCCACAGUGGCCGGUACCUGCUCACACGGGACUACCUCACCGUCAAGGUCUGGGACCUGAACAUGGAGGCAAGACCCAUUGAGACCUACCAGGUCCACGACUACCUUCGCAGUAAACUUUGCUCGUUGUAUGAGAACGACUGCAUUUUCGACAAGUUCGAGUGCGCCUGGAACGGCAGCGACAGCGUCAUCAUGACGGGGGCCUACAACAACUUCUUCCGCAUGUUCGACCGCAACACGAAGCGCGACGUGACGCUGGAGGCCUCGCGGGAGAGCAGCAAGCCCCGCGCCGUGCUCAAGCCGCGGCGGGUGUGCGCGGGCGGCAAGCGACGGCGGGACGACAUCAGCGUGGACAGCCUGGACUUCACCAAGAAGAUCCUGCACACGGCCUGGCACCCGGCCGAGAACAUCAUCGCCAUCGCCGCCACCAACAACCUGUACAUCUUCCAGGACAGGGUCAACUCCGAGAUGCAGUAGGU